AUGAUUUCACAAACGUACAUUGUCGCCUUUAUCACAGCUUAUUUAGUGGCUGGUUCCCAAGCAGGCCCUUGUAAGCCCAGCUCCAGGAUCACGGAAAGCCUCGUCACGAGUGAUGUUUCGACUACAAUUGGAUCCGCAACUGCAACCAGCUCCGUCGAAACCACCACAGUGGCGUCCUCCUCCACCUACCUGUCAAAUGAAGAGUCGAGUGUCAUAAUCACGGAGUCCGUCAGCAGCACAGAGACAUCUUUGCCAUCCGAAGAAACAUCUACCACCGCCCUAUCGACUACCGAAGGUACAACAACGGAGAUUGCCACAACAACCGAAGCUGUUACCGCUACUGCCACGACGACUACAUCAGAAGAACCGUCAACUAUACCGUUCAUCGGCAAUGGUGGAUUCGACGAUUAUGAUUCAUCUAUCGAGCCUUGGCGAAAGUACGGCGACGUGGAUGCCUUGUCCAUCGACUCUGACAUCAAACACGAUGGACGCUAUUCUGCUCGCAUCGAAAUAUUAGGACACAGCCUCUUGCAAUACUCCAUCGCACAGCCUCUCCGGGGUUCCAUCACUGCUGGUGUUACAUAUACCAUGUCCGCGUGGGUCAGGCCGAACCCUUAUUGCUUUGCUGCUUCACUCCAAUGCACAUAUCAGAGUGACUAUUCGGAGCAUUAUGAGUCUUUCAUCCUGUCGGCGGCAGACGAGUGGACGUAUAUUUCUUCGACUUGCUCGUACACGCAAGAACAAAUUGAUUCUGGGGGCUUGUAUCUCGUGAUAGGGGUUGUUUUCAGUAAUGGUCUAGGCGUAGUCAAUAUAGACACUGUAGAUUUCUCGGCUUAG
Fusarium graminearum PH-1 is the source of this 837-nucleotide messenger RNA. RefSeq lists its product as uncharacterized. The coding region runs from base 1 to 837 and encodes 278 amino acids. NCBI's taxonomy places the organism in Eukaryota, Fungi, Ascomycota, Sordariomycetes, Hypocreales, Nectriaceae. The transcript has a single exon. The record is from RefSeq and is a predicted model, not a curated record.